Molecule: messenger RNA, 1519 nt
Organism: Diceros bicornis minor
Lineage: Eukaryota; Metazoa; Chordata; Mammalia; Perissodactyla; Rhinocerotidae
Gene: WDR55
Product: WD repeat domain 55
Exons: 7
Coding region: 273-1424 (383 amino acids)
Molecular function (GO): protein binding
Source: RefSeq, a predicted model, not a curated record
GUGACUAAGGAGAGGAUUAACAGUCGCGCCAUCUAGCUGGUCCAGGAACCGGCCACGGCAACACACAGAAGUAACGGACCUUAGGAUUCUAACCCUUAGGGUCAGUUCCACCCACACCGGCUGCGGCUGGCCCCGCCUUUUCCGGGUUUGCAGAGAGCGCCCUUGCGUCACUUCCGGCUCCGCCCCCUAGCGCCCCGGGCCACUCCUUCGGCCGUGUGACUGAUUGCCGGACUCACCGACCACCUGCUGAGCGGCUCUGAAUCCUCGGGUGCAUGGACCCCACGUGUGAAGAGAGGCCCGAGCAGGAUGGGAGCGACGAAGAGGACCCCGACUCCACAGAAGCCCCAGCCCGGAUCCGAGACACCCCAGAAGACAUCGUGCUGGAAGCGCCGGCUAGUGGGCUGGCGUUCCAUCCCGCCCGCGACCUCCUGGCGGCGGGGGACGUGGAUGGGGAUGUGUUCGUCUUUUCCUACUCCCAGCAAGAGGGAGAAACCAAGGAGCUCUGGUCCUCAGGUCACCACCUAAAGUCCUGCCGAGCCGUGGUCUUCUCUGAAGAUGGGCAGAAACUUGUUACCGUCUCCAAGGAUAAAGCCAUCCAUGUUCUAGAUGUGGAGCAGGGCCGACUGGAAAGACGCAUUUCCAAGGCUCACGGUGCCCCCAUCAACAGUCUCCUUCUGGUGGAUGAGAAUGUUAUGGCCACUGGGGAUGACACAGGUGGCAUCCGGCUCUGGGACCAGCGGAAGGAGGGCCCCUUAAUGGAUAUGCGACAGCAUGAGGAAUACAUUGCUGACAUGGUUCUGGACCCAGCCAAGAAGCUGCUGCUGACAGCUAGUGGGGAUGGCUGCCUUGGUGUCUUCAACAUCAGGCGGCGCCGGUUCGAGCUGCUCUCAGAGCCUCAGUCUGGAGACCUGACCUCUGUCACUAUCAUGAAAUGUGGGAAGAAGGUGGUCUGUGGCUCCAGUGAAGGUACCAUCUACCUUUUCAACUGGAAUGGCUUUGGGGCCACAAGUGACCGCUUUGCCCUGAGAGCCGAGUCCAUCGACUGCAUGGUUCCAGUCACCGAGAGUCUGCUGUGCACUGGCUCCACUGAUGGAAUCAUCAGGGCUGUGAACAUCCUGCCAAACCGAGUGGUGGGCAUUGUGGGCCAGCAUGCUGGGGAUCCUGUGGAGGAGCUGGCCCUCUCCCACUGUGGCCGCUUUCUGGCCAGCAGUGGCCAUGACCAGCGCCUCAAGUUUUGGGACAUGGCCCAGCUGCGGGCUGUGGUGGUGGAUGACUACCGUCGGCGCAAGAAAAAGGGAGGGCCACUGCGGGCACUGAGCAGCAAGGCCUGGAGCACUGAUGACUUCUUUGCAGGACUGAGGGAGGAGGGAGAGGAAUCCAUGGCUCAGGAGGAAGAGGAGGCGAGUGAGGAGGACAGUGAUUGAGGGGAUGAGCUGAAUCUCAAGAUAGGUUCUCACUGGGCAAGAAUCUUGCUUCUGGGCUGGAUCCCCAGAGGCUAUGAAUUUAUAAUACCCUAUUG